Messenger RNA from Opisthorchis viverrini, 635 nucleotides. RefSeq lists its product as hypothetical. Lineage: Eukaryota; Metazoa; Platyhelminthes; Trematoda; Opisthorchiida; Opisthorchiidae. The annotation marks the transcript as partial. The transcript is spliced from 3 exons. The record is from RefSeq and is a predicted model, not a curated record.
CAAGGACAUUGAUCUGUCACCCAUCUUUUCAGCACUCGUCACCUUUUUUCUCUCGCGGAUCUUCUCUGCCAUCUGACCGACGAUUUCUUAAGGAUCGGUUUUCUCGUGUGGUAAGCGGGAAUAAUUUAUACGGAAGAUCGCUCGAUCACUCUCACAUCAGCUCAAAGUGGUCCCGAUUUCCCGAGCGAGAGAACAGUGGAUCACGUGUGGGAGCAGUCUAUCCUUGGCCACCAAAUAAAGCCGGGGAUAGAGUAUCAGAACACCUACGUGUGGAGUCACCGAUGUCCUUGGUGGGGACUGAGUUAGACAGAAGACCACCUACGAACCUACCGACGGGCAUAUCGAUGGCUUUUGGACGAGCUGCUCCAGGAUAUUAUGCACCCCGAUACCCAAAUCGGGAAACCUGCUUUGGUUCAAAUGUCCGACGUGUGCGCGAUCCAAAUUUCCUAUAUAGUCUGUCGGAGCGUACACUAGAGCAGUAUGAGAUGUGUGACCAAUAUCGGAGAAAGCACCUUUCCGAAUUGCCGGAGACGACCGAGUAUCAGGAUCGAUUUUUGGCACAUAUACCGACAGAGAAAAAGAGAACCCUCUAUAGAGACUACUAUCCAGGAGAGAAGAAAUACGAAAAGUGCUAA